Messenger RNA from Caenorhabditis angaria, 716 nucleotides. NCBI's taxonomy places the organism in Eukaryota, Metazoa, Nematoda, Chromadorea, Rhabditida, Rhabditidae. The record is from the annotation of a GenBank genome assembly.
AUGUUCCGUAUAACUUGUAUUUUACUUGUCAGUUUGGCUUCUGCGCAAUUCAACGGAGGACCACGAGGUGGAAACGGUGGAAGAUUUGCUGAUGGUCCAAAUGGAUUUGCAAUCGAGCAGGAGCGAGGUGGUUUCAACAACGGACCUGGUGGAUUUAACAAUGGACCAAGAGGCCCAGGAGGAUUCAAUAACGGUCCGGGGGAUGGCAUCGGAUAUAAUAACAACAAUCAAGCCCUUUACGAAGCCAAGGGAAGACUUGUUUGUGGAUUGAAUCCACUGAAUAAUGUUCAAGUGGUUUUAUGGGAUCGUCAAAAUGGAAUCUACGAGCAAGCCCAAACUGAUGUUAUUGGUGGAUUCAGACUUCGUGCUACUUCGGGAAAUCAACCAUUUAUUCGACCAUUUUUGACAAUUGCUCAUGAUUGUAACGAUGAACAAACGGUUAGUUUUACUUGCAAAAAAAAUUCCAGAACUUUUGAAUUAAAUUUAAUAUUUUUCAGCCUGGUUUGCGUAAAAUGACUGUUCAACUUCCAUCUGGGUACACAAACCAAGGCACUUUGGCUUUGAAAAGUUUCGACAUUGGAACUUGGAAUUUGGAAACCGUAUUUUCUGGCGAAGAAUUCGAUACACCCAGCAGAUCCCCACAAAACUUUUUGGGAUAUUUCAAUCACAAUUUUGGAGGUCAUCAACGUGGCGGCCCAAUUAUUAAUGUCGCCUAA